Molecule: messenger RNA, 8332 nt
Organism: Stomoxys calcitrans (stable fly)
Lineage: Eukaryota; Metazoa; Arthropoda; Insecta; Diptera; Muscidae
Exons: 7
Coding region: 182-8311 (2709 amino acids)
Molecular function (GO): DNA binding; protein dimerization activity
Source: RefSeq, a predicted model, not a curated record
GUUUUGGCUUGGUCAUUCAAUUCAGUCUUGUUGUAUCCAUUAGCACGUAAAUGAGUAUUUUACCGCACGCGAAGUACGAAACAGCAGCGAAACACAACAAAAAAAAAAAACAAACACAGCACAAAAUCAACUCAAAAGCAACAAAUAAGAUUCAAUGUAAAAGGCAUCGACAAGGCUCAUAAUGUCUACAAAUUUCAGUCAUGAGGUCAAGCUUAAAAUAGAAAAAGGACUUUAUAAAAUAAAGCCCUAUAAGUAUGGUUUUGGUCCACUAUGGAAAAUAUUCUCUCUUAUAUAUAACGAAAGCGAUUGCCUAGUCCAAGGUCUAGUAUGCUGCACAAAAUGUAACAAGCUGUGUUUGUAUGAUGGCAGAAAUGUAAAAGUUAUGAAUCAACAUGAAUGUUUCAAGAAAGAAUUUCCCAAUGAGGGAGAUAAUGAGAGCAAAGAUGAUGAUGCGCCUUUAAUGGACUUAGCCGAAUCCAAAGAAAGUCUAGAAAGUCCCGAAAUAAUUGAAAGAAAUAUCCAAACAGGACACUACACUUUGUUGUCUAUGCGUAAUAGUCAUAAAGUUUGGAACAUCUUUAGAAAAAUUACCGAUCAUGAAGGAAACUUGGUUAUUGGUUGGGUUUGCUGUUCCUUUUGCAAUCAUCUCGUAAGAUUUUUUAAAUACUGUUUAGCAAGUAUGAAGGAACACAAAUGCUUUGUAGAAUGGUAUCAUCAGCAUCUGGAGGAAAUGAUAAGAACUGGUUCCUACACAUUGGUUGACAAACAGUAUUCAAGUAGUCCAAUUUGGUCUAAAUUUGCCUCUAUUGCAAAACAAAAUAAAUCCUUGGUAAAGAAUUUGGUAUGUUGCCGUCAGUGUUUAACAAUAUUCCCAUAUCAGGAUAAGCGAAGUGAAACUAAAUUAAAUUGCCACCAAUGCUUUGACAAUGAAAGCGAAGAAGCCAGCCAAGAAGAUGGGGAACCAAAUGAAAUGUCUUUUCCCAGAGAUGAGCAAGAUCUAAUAAUAAGUGAAGGGGUCCAUAUGGAUGUAACAGAGGAAGAGUUUGUAAAUGAUAACAAAGAGCUGAAGGAAGAAUCUAACGAAGCGAAUGACUUCCUUAUGCAAACAGCCUCUGCUCAAAGAACCAUAGUAAAACAAAAACUCGACUCGGGCCUUUACACACUGAAAAUGAUGCAGGGUCGUCCUAGUCUUGUUUGGCAAGUAUUUGCUGCCAUCCUUAAAGAAGAUGGUAUCCUACUUGAGAACUUUGUUUGUUGCACCAAAUGCAAACAAGUUUUUAAAAUAUGUGGCUUACGAACUGGAAAUCUGAAAAUCCAUCAUUGCUUUACUGAAUUCAAACUAAGCGAUGUCGGUGUAACAACAAUCUUGGCAUCCGUCGAAAGAAAAUUAAUGAUAGGUGAUUGUAAAUUGAUUAAUAAUGAAACUGAUGCAAAAUUUAUGCACAUUGCGAAAAAAAAUGGAAGUAUUUUCGAAGACUUUGUAGCCUGUUGCCAAUGUAAAGAGGUGGUGCAGAAAAUAAAUCAGGAAGAACAUGCAUGCCCAAGCUCCAGCUCUGAAUCUCCCAAAGUUUUGGUUGCCAAACCGGCCGUGCCUACAAUUACCGUCGAUGAUAAAAUGAAAGCCGAUAUAAAGGAGAAUAUAAAUGCCAAAAUUUAUACAUUGAAAAUGCAAACUCAGGCACGUAGCAAAAUUUGGCAAAUAUUUGCGCUUAUUAUGCAGCCAAAUGGAGUUAAAAUUAAAAAUUAUGUUUUCUGUAUCAAAUGUAAAAAUGUGACAAGAUUGACAGAGGGAAAUGUCAAUAAUUUGCAACGCCAUCCAUGCUAUAAGGAAUACGUUAAUAAAAGUCAAGAGUUUGAAGUGGAAUCGGAGAAUGAAGGUGGCGCAGAUAACGGUAAUGUUAAUGACAAUGAUGGCAUGAGUGUAAACGAUAAUGAUAGCUUUGAGGAUAUCGAUAACUUUAUUGAUAAUGAUAACCACGUUAUGGUUAAUGAUAUCGAUUUCGUUGAGAAGAAGGCAAAGGUUGACAGUUAUCAUAAUGAUAACGGUAUCUUUAAGAAUGAGUAUAACAAUAAGGACAACGAUGAUGAUGAUGUUAAUGCUAAUAAUAAAAUUGAAGAAAGAGUACAUGACAUGUCUCUGCAGAACUCUGAAUUAAAAAUUGAACCAGAUCUAAAUACUGAAAUGGAUAUGGAGGCAAUCCAUAACACUCUGCAGUACUCUAAAUUAAAAUUCGAGCCAGAUCUAAAUAUUGAAAUGGUCCAACAUGAUUCUCACAUGAAGACGGCUGAUGAUGAUAGCCAUAUCGAACCUCUACAGAAUUCUUCGGAUACUAUGAUUACUCCAAUGCAGCCGACUGAUGAUGAUGAAGAGCUAACUAGCGAAUUUAUAAUGAAUCAAAUAAAUGCAAAAAUCUAUGAAUUGAAAAGUAUGCCUAGCCGUCGCAAAAAGUUUAGGGGAGUGUAUGCCAGCAUUUUUAAACCCAAUGAUUUGGAGAUUAAGAAUUAUGUUUUCUGCAAACGAUGUCAGCAAGUCUUGCAAUAUCAUGACACACACGGAUUCGUUUUAUAUCGUCAUGGUUGCUAUAAGGACAGCCUUCUUAAAUCAAACGAGCAUAGCAGCAACAAUUGCAACACCAAGAACUGCCAGAUUUGUAUUGCAAAAUCAAAACGUGACGAACGGAAGGAAGAAAUGCAAAUAAAAGACGACAUAAGGAAAAAACUUGCUGCUAAGGUUUAUAGCUUGAAAUUGAAUCGCAAGCAUGGAACCCCCCUGUGGAGAAUGUUUGCCAGGAUAUUUGAUAACAAUGGAUUGCUGCUUGAAGACUUUGCUUUUUGCACUCAAUGCAAAAAAAUUUUAAAAUCCAAAGGCAAUAAUAAUUCCAGCAAUUUGUAUCGUCAUUACUGUUAUAAAUCAUACAGAAACUUUGAAGAAGAGAAAACUUUAAAAGACGUUAUAUAUUUAAAUUUUGAUAAUGUUACCAAUAAUAGCAACAAUUGCAGCGAAGAAGGAGAAGAAGAGGUUUCAAGCCGAGAAUUUUUACAAAAUUCCCAUAUUUCUCAAAUAGCAGCUGAAGAAGAAAAGGAAGAAAAUUCCAACCUUAAACUUGAAUUUGAUGAUGACUCCAAUGAAACGCAAACAGAAACCUGCGAAGACUUUCCAUCGGAACACAUACCAGAAAUUGAAGAUUCAUCCAUAGACCCCAAUGCAUCUUAUCUUAAGGUUGAUGAUGGACGUAUCGAGGCUCUGCAGUACUCCCAAUUAAAAAUCGAGCCAGAUCUAAACAUCGUAAUGGACUCACAUGAUUCUCACUUGAAGACGGCUGAUGAUGAUAGCCAUAUCGAAUCUCGGCACAAUUCUCUGGAUACUAUGGACACUCAAAUGCAGGCGACUAAUGAUGAUGAUGAAGAGCCAACUAGCGAAUUUAUAAUGAAGCAAAUUAAUGCAAAAAUUUAUAAAUUAAAAAGUAUGCCUAGGCGUCGCAACAAGUUAAGGGGAGUAUAUGCCAGAAUUUUCAAACCCAAUGAUGUGGAGAUUAAAAAACAUGUUGUCUGCAAACUAUGUCAGCGAGUCUUACAAUACCAUGACACACAUGGAUUUGUUUUAUAUCGUCAUGGUUGCUAUAAAGAGAGCCUUCUUACAUCAAACGGAAGCGUUAAAAACAAAACAAACCUAGACAUAGAAAGUGAGGAGGACAAUGACGAGCAUAACAGCAACAAUUGCCAUAUCAAGGACUGCCAGAUUUGUAUUGCAAUAUCAAGACGAGGCCAAAGGAAGGAAGAAUUGCUGAUAAAAGAUGGCAUACUGAAAAAACUUGUUGCUAAGGUUUAUAGCUUGAGAUUGCAGCGCAAGCCUAGAACCCCAUUGUGGAGAAUGUUUGCCAAGAUAUUAGAUAGCAAUGGUUGGCCGCUUAAAGACUUUGCUUUUUGCACUCAGUGCAAAGGAAUUUUAAAAUCCAAAGGCAAUAAUUCCAGCAAUUUGUAUCGCCAUCACUGUUAUAAACCUUUUCUACAAAAAAUGGGGGCUGCAUGUCAAAAAAAUGAAAGUGAAGAUGCUGAGGAAAACGAAUUGGAAGAAUGCAGGCACUCUAAAGGAGGCAAAAAUUUGAAAGACUAUAUAUAUUUCAAUAUUGAUAAUGUUAAAAAUGGCAGCGUUUCCCAAAUAGCAGCUGAAGAAGAAGGAGAGGUUUUAAGCGGAAAUUCCCACAUUUCUCAAAUAGAAGCUGAAAAAGAAACUUCCAGCCUUGUGAGGGUUAAACCCUCGCCGAAGGCGGUUGAUAAGAAUUCCAGCUUCUAUAUAAUGAGUCAACUACGUUCCAAGGUCUAUAAAUUAAGAAUGCCACACAAGCCUCAAACACCUAUGUGGCAGGUGUUUGCCAAGAUUGUCAAACCCAAUGGAAACGAAAUUAAAGGCAUGGCCUUGUGCACAAUGUGUAAAAGGCUGUUUAAAUGCAAAAACAGAUUAUUCCAUAAUCUGCAACGGCAUAUUUGUUUUAAAUUACACCAUCAAGAAAGCAACAAAGUUGAUAAUGGUGAUGCGGAGGAUGAGCAGCAGCAAAAGUCGGCCUAUAAGGACUUCUAUUUUGAAAUGGACAUCAUAGACCAGCCGAGCUUAUCGCAUAUCGAAUUUGAUGAUGAUGCCAAUGAUACCCAAGCAGAGACCGACGAAGAUUCUUCUCAAUCAGAGGAUAUACCACCGUCUAAAUAUUCACCCAUAGAACCUGAUGAAUCUUAUCUUAAGGCUGAUGAUGGAACAGCAAAAGCUUUUAUAUUGGCAAAACUAUAUAGCAAAUGCUAUAGAUUGAGAAUGCAACGCAAUCCACGAAUUGCAUUAUGGAAAAUAUUUGCCCACAUAACCAGAACCAAUGGUUCGGCAAUUAAUGACUUUGUAUUUUGCACUCGUUGCCAGAAUCUGAUGAAAUUCAAGAACAACAAUACCGCCAACUUGUAUCGCCACAUAUGCUUUAAGAACAACCUGCAGCAAAUUAAUGUCGUAGAUGCUACGCAGGCAGAGAGAGAAAGCAAAUCUUCUAAAAAAGACUUUAUAUACUAUGAUUUUGAAGCGAACCCCACAAUAGAGCCCUCCUACGAAUCACCAAGUACAUUGAUAAUAGAUGAUGGCUCCUCAGCCGCUAGCAUUAAGCCCAUAAUAGAGCCCUGUUAUGAGUCCUCCAGAACAUUUAUCAUGGACAAACUGUGCAGUAAGGUGUAUAAAUUAGGGGUACAAAAGAAUCCACAUAAGCAUCUGUGGAAAGUUUUUGCCAAAAUAGUCCGACCCAAUGGAACAGAUGUCAAAGAUUUCAUUUGUUGUAAUCUAUGUAAAAAAGUUUUGAGAUGCAAAAACAAGAGAACCAGCAAUUUACAUCGUCAUAUAUGCUAUAGGAAAACCUUGAAAGAAAAUUCUCCACAUGUCCACAAGCAGGAGGAUGAGCAGUGGGACGGCGAGGGAGAGGAAGAACAUAAAACCAAUGCCAAGGUUUAUGAAUAUGUCAAUUAUGAAUUGGAUAUGAUACCCGAACAUGUUGAAUAUUGUCUAGAGAUGGGUGUUUACAAACUAAAGGGCAACGAAGCAAAUCCACAGAUUUCCAAAUAUGCCCAAAUAAUCAAUAAGCAUGAAAGCAUUCUAAAGAAUAUGCUAUACUGUAAUGAGUGUAAAACGGUUGUGGAAGAACACGAAUUGGACGAGCAUAACUGUGAGGAUUCCCAUGCAUUAAGAGAAGAGAAAAGACAAAACCUCAAGAAAAGAUUUCAAAAAGAAAAGCAUGAAUGCAUGAAGGCAGAAAUAAAAACGAAAAUAAAUGCGGGCAACUACCAAGUGGAUAAUGAGGAUGUCAUGUAUAAUCUUUAUGCCAUGAUUAGAAACUCCAAUAACAUCAUUAUUGAGGGAUAUCUGUAUUGCAUCCAGUGUGGCAGUGUAUUGAAACAUGAAAAAAGGGAUCAUAGAAAUAUUAAGAGACAUCGGUGCUAUUUGAAGGCUCUAAAGGAGGGAGAGAAACCAGCAUUUAGGGCUGGAAAACGUACCCAUCGAGAAAACUCCCCCUCAUAUGAAGAUUCCAGAAGCCGGGAUAGUGUGUCUAGCCAGACAGCCUCCCAUCCCAUAUGGUCCAAAUAUGAACUUAUACCCAUGAGUGAUGGCUCUAAUUUAAAAGGUGUGGUUAGCUGUCGCCUUUGUAAAAUGGUGCUGAGAUAUGAUGGCUGCAACGAAAGUGAUCUACAGUUACAUAAAUGUUUGACCAUGGCUCCUAUGCGUACCACCCUAAAUGCCUUGGAGUUGGCAUCUGACUACAAAGAGGAUGUAGUAAAACAUAGCCAAGAAAAUCCCAGUAAACGUAUAAAAAUUGAAAUUCUAGAUGCCUAUUCCAUAGGCAUAAAGCAAGAUGUAUUAGAUGGGGAACAAGAGGAAGAAAAAGAAGAAGAAUUUCCAUGUAACACUUUCAUAGAAGCAAGCAAGAUUCAGGCACAUAGUCUUUCUCCGCCACCUCUACACUAUUUCACAGCAAACGAAAGUGCCAGUGUUGAUAGGUCUAUGCAAGUGGUUAAAGAAAAAAUUACUAAAGGUCUUUAUAGAUUACAGCCAUGCAAUGUUGAAGAUGCUGCCCAGCAGAGUAUGUUUGCUAUGAUCAUACAAGAGAAUGGCCAGGCCAUUAUAGAGCCUUGGCUAUUUUGUCGUCAAUGUUCCUCUAUAGUCGUAAGCCAAAACUUGAAUCAACAUUCUUGCUAUAGAAAUAUCCAAAGAAAACUUAGCCAUGAGGAUAAGGCUAAGACUUUAGCUGUCUAUAGCAAAUGGAGCAUUGAAGUUGGGCAGGAUGUUAGCAAUUUGCAAACUUUGGGUUUUAGCAAAUUGCUACGUCAUUGGUUGCAUAUGGGAGCAAAACAAGGUGGCAAGGGUUUAUCGCAAGCCAAGGACUAUAUACCAAACUCCCUAAGUGUUGCAGAGAAACUUAAAGAAAUGGCUAGGGUAAAGCAAGACGAUAUAAAGAAUAAAAUUAAGGAUAUGCCAUCUUGGCUUAAUAUAUCUGUGGAGCUGUGGCCUGAGGUGCUAAUCAACAAAAGUUUCCUUAGUCUUACUUUGCAUUAUGCCAAGGAUUUCAAAUUACAGCAGCUGGUAUUGGCGACAAAAUCUUUGCAGCCAGUUUCAAAUAAUGACCAAGAUAUACGAUUUAAGAUAGAUAAUAUAUUGGCUGAUUUUGAUAUAUUCCCAGCUGGCAAAAACAUAAUUUAUGUCUUAGAGGAGACAAAUGAAUUUAAACAAGCUUUGAAUGCUGAUAAUAGUCAUCUUAUAAACUGUUCCAGUUAUAUGUUGGCUAAAGUUAUAGACAAGUCACUUGAAGAUACCCCUCAACUAGUUGGCUUAACUAACAACUGCAGCCUGAUAGCACAACUAUACAAAGAUCUUAUAGGGAAGCAGGAGGAGAAAGAGGAGGAAUCACAAUCACAGCCAGAAGCUUUGUUAACAGAUUGCAAUUCCUCAUUUACACUAUUGCUUUUGAUAUCCAGCAAAUGGUUUGAAAUCAGAAAAUUUAAAUCGCAGAUAGUUGACACUCUGAGACUAAGCCAAACCACUUGGAUGGCAAUACAAACUUUAAUGGAUUUGUUUAAAAAUGUUGAAAUUAUUAUGAAAAGAUUGCAGGAUAAUCAAUCACCCUCACUUUGCUUUGUUAUACCCUCUGUAAAACGUUUGAAAAUGAUGUGUGAAAGCAUACCCAACCAUGAAGCCACAGAGAUAGCCCUGUUCAAGGCCAACAUGCUAAAGAACCUGGAUGCCAUAUGGUGUAGCAACAAUAUCAAUAUGUGGCAUAAAAUUGCCUACUUUUUAUAUCCACCCACUAAUAAGGAACAAACACAUGAAUUGCCCGAUAUCAAGAAAUUUUGUAUGGAACAAAUGAAGGCUAUAUUGCCCGAUCAAGUUGAAAAAGCAGAAGAAUUUUCAAGUCCUCUCAGCAUUAAGACUCCUCCAAGUGAUGAAGAAGAAGAUGCUGAUGAAAUUGAUUUCUUUUUUCCCCAAUUACGUACACAUAAUACCAAUGCGAGAUUGAAAACUCAGCAGCAGCAACAGGAGGAACUUGAACGUUAUUGUCUGGAAAAUGUUCUACUAAAUGCAAAUUUUAAUGUCCUGCAAUGGUGGGAGAGUAAUGCCAAUAAAUAUCCCCUCUUAUCUAAACUAGCCUUACAAAUAUUGACCAUACCGGCCAGCACUAAGAAGUUGCAGCGUUUAAAAGCACUGAGGAAAAAUGUUAUAAGCCAGUCCAAGGAUGUUGACAAUGUUUUAUUUCUCAACUCAUUGUUACAAAGUGGAAUAUAUGAUGGUACGUAAAACGAAGAUAAGCUGUUUCCA